Messenger RNA from Rana temporaria (common frog), 1185 nucleotides. Its product is annotated as amine sulfotransferase-like. Gene Ontology annotation, biological process: sulfation. Gene Ontology annotation, cellular component: cytoplasm. The transcript has 7 exons. NCBI's taxonomy places the organism in Eukaryota, Metazoa, Chordata, Amphibia, Anura, Ranidae. The coding region runs from base 122 to 1033 and encodes 303 amino acids. The record is from RefSeq and is a predicted model, not a curated record. Gene Ontology annotation, molecular function: sulfotransferase activity.
AGCUUGGCUCAGUAGUCAUCCAGGAUUUAUAUAAAUGUGACUGCUCUGACCCUUUGUACUUUAUAAACCUGUGCUACACUGAGUGAGGGGGUCAGAUCAGACAACAGAAAGAUUUACUACAAUGGCACAAGAAGGUCUGGAAGAGGCAUUGAAUUCUUUUCUAUUCAAGCAUAAGGGCAUUUAUUUCCAUACUGGAGUCACGACGCCUGAAAUUGUAGAUUCAUUGGAACACAUGGAAAUUAGAGACAGUGAUGUAUAUUUGGUCACAUAUCCAAAGUCAGGUACAGUAUGGACACAGCAAGUUAUAAAUCUGAUCUUUCAUGAAGGACAUAGGAAUGGAUCAGAAGAUAUUGACAACAUAACCAGAGCUCCAUGGAUUGAAUAUAAUUUAUACAACAUUGACUUUAAUAACCGACAAUCUCCUCGCCUCUUCACAUCACACCUGCCUUACUAUCUUAUGCCAAAAGAUCUCAGGUUCAGGAGAGCAAGAAUUAUCUAUGUAAGCAGAAAUCCAAAAGAUGUCUUGAUGUCAUUUUAUCACUUCUAUAAAUUGUACACCCAGUUACACAUCACGUUAGAGUGGGAAACCUUCUUGGACCUGUUCAUGUCUGGGAGAGUGCUUUGCGGGUCAUGGUUUGAUCAUCUUAGAGGCUGGUACACCCACAAGGAGGACUACAAUAUUCUUUUUAUGACUUAUGAGGAGAUGAAUAAAGAUCUUAGAUCAGCUGUAAUGAAAAUAUGCAACUUUGUGGAUAUCAAGCUUGAUGACCAAGAAUUAGAUACAGUGGUGGAGAAGUCAUCAUUCAGAGCAAUGAAACAAGAUCCUCUUGCUAAUUAUCAAUUUAUUCAAAAGGAUCUCUUGGACUUUGAAAAAGGAGACUUUCUUCGCAAAGGCACUGUUGGUGACUGGAAAAACAGAAUGACAGUGGCACAAAGUGAGAAGUUUGACAUUGUUUAUAAGGAAAAGAUGAAGGGUCUGCCUUUCAAGUUCUUCUGGGACAUCAAUGAUGAAGAAGCAAGCAUGAUAGAAUGAUGUUGCUGGAGAGAUAAGCUAUUACAUAUCUCUCCAACUGCCUGUGCCAAUGAAACCUGCUCAAUUAAUGGGGAAAUGUACACCAUAGCCUCCUAUACAACUAACACUUCUAAUCAUUCUUCCCUGUCUCUUGAUACUCUCAGUGGCUCCUC